AUGCUAGAUCAAGAAAAAAGAUGGUUGAUGAAUUACAACAGCAGCUUCUCUCAAAUGAGACAACUGGAAAACAGGAUUGCGGAACUAGUGAGUGAAAAUAGCCAACUACAAGUCAACGUGAGUAAACUAUCCAAAGAGAAAGAUGACACAGCGAAAAGAUUAAGUAAAGUCGCGGGCGCUAAACUAACUCAUGGUAAUGCAGCAAUAACCGACCUUAGUGAUACCAAUCGCCCAACUAAAAUAGCAGAGAAAUUCUCAGAAUUGUAUGACAAUCAGUGGACAGACGCUUUUGAGGAACUUGACAAUACUUACAACAAUGAAGAGGAAACCAUACAAGUUCUUCUGAAAAUAUUGAAGGAAGCAUACGAUUUUUGUGUCCGUACAGAGACAAAUUACGAAACAAGAAUAGGACAGGCAGUUUUUACAUUGGCUGAUGUGAACAGUAGAGAUACUCGUCAGAUCACUGGGGCAGAUGUCGGAGUUCAAAAGUCCCUUUCAGAUUUAAGGUUGUCUCUGGGAAAUGCGUGCUGUUUAAUUGUCGAAGAGAUGUUUCUGACAAGACUCCCUUCAAUUCUUAAGAAGGUGGACGUUUCUGUAUCCCCUAAGACAAAACUAUAUGCUAGCCAAUGUGCAAGUCUGUGUUGGAGAAUGAGAAUCCGUGAUCCGCCCGUGUUUGUCCGUUUCGAUUUCAGACAGGGGACGGAAUUUAACACAGACAUCUUGAGGAGGUAUACCAAAACAGGAGGAUAUCUGGAUUUCAUUGUCUGGCCAGCGUUGUACUUGCAUGAGAAAGGACCUGUGUUGUCGAAAGGAGUGGCACAACCAAAGCAUGCUCCUUAACUAUUUUACCACGUCAAACAUACUAAGAUAUUGAUCUAUAAACUUAAAAGAUUUUAAUUCGAUUUUAAUUAGCUCUGCUGAUCAGAGGCCCGAAAAGCUUAUGCAUUCAUAAGCGUACGUUGUCCGUCCGACAGUUGACUGCUAGUA
This is a messenger RNA of Saccostrea cuccullata (small rock oyster), 987 nucleotides long. RefSeq lists its product as uncharacterized. Gene Ontology annotation, biological process: mitophagy by internal vacuole formation; mitochondrial protein catabolic process. Gene Ontology annotation, cellular component: mitochondrial outer membrane. The coding region runs from base 1 to 840 and encodes 279 amino acids. The record is from RefSeq and is a predicted model, not a curated record. NCBI's taxonomy places the organism in Eukaryota, Metazoa, Mollusca, Bivalvia, Ostreida, Ostreidae. The transcript is spliced from 5 exons.